CCUCCCUGUCUCAUCCCUCCCCCGUCUGUCUCUCACACACUCACCUCUCCCUGUCUCACACACACUACACCUCCGUGUCUCACCCAUGCACACCAUCCAUUGUCUCUCGCUCACGCCCUCCCUGUCUUACACCCAUAGCCCCUCACACUCAGCCCACCCACUCACACUCCCCCCUCCCUGUCUCACACUCACACCCCUCUCUCUGCCACACUCACACUCACACGCGGUUGCGCUUGCGCCCCGGCUCCUCCUCCCGGCUGGUUGCGAGCGGGGCCGGGGCUGGCAGUCGCGGCGGAGCCGGUCGAGAACCGGAGCCGGGAGCUGAGCGGAACUGAGGCGGGUCCCGGAGCGAUGGGGCCCCGGGCUCCGCAACGCUCCUAGGCGGGCGGGUCCCCCCGAUUCCCCACGGCGGCGCCCCGAGCUCAUGGGCGGCCGCACGGGCUGAGACCCCCACGCCGGACGGGCUCGGAGGGACCCAGGCGUCCUGGCACCAUGGCGUUCACCUUCGCCGCCUUCUGCUACAUGCUCACCCUGGUGCUGUGCGCCUCGCUCAUCUUCUUCGUCAUCUGGCAUAUCAUCGCCUUUGACGAGCUGCACACAGAUUUCAAGAGUCCCAUUGACCAGGGGAACCCUGCGAGGGCACGAGAGCGAUUGAAAAACAUUGAGCGGAUUUGCUGCCUCCUGAGAAAGCUCGUGGUCCCUGAAUACUCCAUCCAUGGGCUCUUCUGCCUCAUGUUCCUGUGUGCAGCAGAGUGGGUCACCCUGGGCCUCAACAUCCCUCUGCUCUUUUACCACCUCUGGAGGUACUUCCACCGCCCGGCAGACGGGUCCGAGGUGAUGUACGAUGCUGUCUCCAUCAUGAACGCCGACAUCCUCAACUACUGCCAGAAGGAGUCAUGGUGCAAACUAGCCUUCUAUCUGCUGUCCUUCUUCUACUACUUGUACAGUAUGGUUUAUACUUUGGUGAGUUUCUAAGAGGACUGAGUGGGGGACCCCACAAUUAUCUCAGUGGCUGCUCCCGGACUCCUGGGUUUACCCCCAACCAGCUGUUUCUAGGAGAGCGCAAGAGAUGCUUGGAACACAGGGGGGGCCCUGAAACUCCAACACCCCCAUGGGCCUGAUGCUCCGCCCCCAUGGAUUUGAGGCUCUGCCCCAUCGCUGGACGACUCGCAGGAUCAGACAUUGGGCCUCCCCAUAUUAGGGCCACCCCGCGUUUUGAGUGACUCACUAAACCCUGCUGCCCCUCAUUUCUGCAGUGCCCAUGAGGAGAGAGCUUCUCCUCCCAGAUGUACCCUCCCCACCUCUGAGAUGGGGGCCAGGGCAGGGGUGACCUCCCCCAGCCCAGCUGUGACACUCCCCAUUGCCAUACCUCAUUGUGAGGCAGUCUGUUGGGGGGCAGGGAGGGGGUGGGGCACCCUGUCCCACUGUUAAACCCAUUUUAGGGUGCAGGGGAGCUGGAUACUGGGCACCUCUCCCCUGCAGUGUCAUUAUAAUGUGGGGGUAGGGCUGAUGCCCCCAGGACCAGGGUUGUUAUUCUGUUGGACACAUUUACGUCUAAUUCAGGGGAUGUAACCCACCCAGGAUUUCCCCACAACCUAUGGAGCACAGCCCCUGCCCCCCCACCCCCACCCCAGGGCAGGCCCAAACCCCACACAUGCCAGGGCGUGGCAGGGUGUUUCUGUGUGUUUGUAGUGUUGAAUUUGUUACCAGGAGCUAUUGUCUGGAGUGGGGGCUGGGGGCCCAGGGGGUGCCUCAACUAGACCCCCCAGGGAGAAGGGGAUCAAGGCUGAACAAUGACACCCCCACCCACUGCAAAUGUCAAGCCCCCUCCAACCCUCAUUACCAAGUUGGGGGGAGGAUUUUGGGGUGCACUCAGAUUUGGGCCUUGAGUCCAGAAAGUGGGAUGGGGGUCCCUGUGUGUGGAGGUGACCUGUUAUCCUAUGGGGGGGGGGUCUCAUGCAGAGUGCCCCAUUAUUUUACGUGGGGAGCUGUUCUGGGCUCGGUGCUGGGGAGGAAACCUCUGGUCUUAGAAGGAGGGGAUUCCGCACCCCCCGCACCUCCACCUGGGGUCAGACCCACACAGAAAGGGACCCUGGUGCCAGAGCUGUCUACAGGUGUUGGGGUGGAUGGGGGAAAUCACCCCCCCCCUUGGUUGUUUCCCACCCCCCCCCUCACGCGGGGCAUUUGUGUAUGAAAGAAACAUUGGCUAAACAAUCCUCAACUUUGUGGCUAAAUAAAAACUUGCAAACAAACAAAAAAAAACGGCACCCCAUUGGCCUCCUGAUGUCUGUAGGUGGGACAAUGAGCCCUCAGGGAGCGCUGGCUCCAAUACGGACACAGGGCAGGGUGGCGCUUUCCACUCUCGGGGGCACCAGCUCCAAUCCGGUCCCCUGCCAUAGCGCUUCAUUGCCCCCCUCUGCAGCCACUGGAGCGGGUCUGAGCAGGCCCCAGACUAUUGCCGGGGCUGGGGGGGGGGCGUCGUCGUGCUCUGGCACUGCUGCUGUGGGGGACUGUGAAGUGCUGGGCAGCCUGUCCGCACCAAUCCUGGCCUCCUGGGGACGUGUCUUUGCUCCCAGCCCCCAGGGCACUGGGGACCUGGGUUGCACUGCAACAGCACAGGGGCCUUCCAGGGGUGCCAACCCCUUGUGUUUAAAAACUAAGGAUCUGUUUUCGUAGCCCCCCACCCGGCCGCCCGAUAUUGUUGUUAUUGGAAUUUGGAGCAUGUAGCAAUAAGAAGCCGUACCCCCCCCCCCCCCCGAGCUUGUUGAGAUGAAAAAAUAAGGGACGUACAUCCCCUGUAAUAAGGGACUGCUGGCAGCCCUGCUUCUGAGUGUCCCUUACCACAGGGACUCCCAAAGCCUGCCAGGAUGGGAUGUGUGCCCUCACCCCAGGGCUAGGCACUGCUGUUGGAGUGUACGCAGCCCUUGAGCACUAGUGGGCAUACACCCACGGGCUCAGCCCUUCAUCCCUUCUUGCCAGACCAAACCCCUGCCCCCCAACACCACUUACAGGCUUCCCCCCCCCAACUAGCCUCACACACAGCCUGCAGGACACCCCACCCCCACACAAACACACUCCCCCAUUGCGUACACACACCCAUCCAGUAGACCAGUAGUCACUCAGCGGUGGCUUGGUCUGUGACUUCUGCCUGAGCCAAAGGGACAACCCCAGGGUUAGCUGCUGUGCGGGGACGGGGGGGGGGUAGCGGCUCAUAGUCACAGUGUAGGCAGCGAGCUCAGUCCCUAUGGGGCAGCCCAGCUAGCCAGGCCCAGCGACAUUCCCACUACUGGAACCUGGGCAGGGAUUCCUGAGUUCUUUCCCCAGCUGGUGGGAGUGGGGCUAGAGGCUUAGCGAGGGCGGGGGGGGCCCUGUGGGGCCUGCAGGGCUCUGUCACUCCACUGGGAGAGGACUGGGGUUGGGGGGGGGCGCACACUGUUAGCCAGGGUUCCUAGGUCCGCGCCUCUUCCCUGACAUGUUUCCCCUCUGUAAUGAGCUCAGUAAAAUUCUCUCCUGGGGCAGUUGUAGGGCUGCAAAGCUCUUUGACGUGUUAGAGAAUAAUCAGCAACUGCUGUUUUCUGGGCCAUUUAUUCAGUCUUAGCUCAAAUUUGUCACUAUGCUGCCAGGGAGAGAUUGUGAACGAGAACGCGAACCCUGCACUGGCAAAGAGCCACCUCCCCCAGGCUUUGAUCUGCUGGGAAGGCGCCAUCACAGCCGUGGCACUAGGGAUCCCUUUCCUGGCAGUGAGCAGCAGCUGCCUCUGGGGUGGGGCAUGGCGGCUGUUUAUACAGGGGUUCCCUCGCCUGGCAGUGAGCAGCAGCUGCCUCUGGGGUGGUGUGCUGGGGCUGUUUAUACAGCUUUCCUCCCCCACCCCGCCUGGCACUGAGACAUGACCCAUCAGCAUUUUGGGGUUUGGCCGGGGGAUGGGGGCAGAUGCAACGGUAGGGGCCCAGCCUCCAGGGUGGGAGCUGUUAUGUAAUGGCCAGUGCUCACUGUUCUCCCUACUUGCUCCAGCACAUUAGCCAUGAGCUGCAGCGCUGAUGGAUUUAAUCUGUUUAGGUGAGUUGCCACCUGACCGCUUCCAGCUGGCCCCCAUCUCCAGCCACAGGACCCCAGCUGCUGGCCCUGGGGCUACCCUCAGCUUCCCCCUGCCCACUGCAAUGCUCAUGAAUUUGUCCUCGAUUCACUCCAUUUCCACAUUAAACAAGGCAGGAUAGUUAAUGUGUGCGCACCUAGACUGGGCUGGGGGAGCAAGCGUGUGUGUUUGUGUCCUACCCUCGGGGGAGCGGCGGGCGGCAGGCACCAUAGCCCAGCCAGCCCCAGUGCGGGGGAAACAGACUCGUAUGGGGGGGUGCAGGGAAUGAACUACAGGGCCUUUCCCUGUGGGCGGGGGGAAGAGGUGCUGGCUUUUGGGCGCACAGGCAUGGGUGAUGGUGCUUGUGUAAGGUGUGUCAGGGUUAGAGUUGGGAAGGCCAGCUGCCAGGCCUGUGGGAUCUGGGUCUAUUGGUUAGAGUGGUGGGAGGUGGGGGCUGGGUGUCAGGACUACUAGGUUUUAGGCCUCACUGCAGGACAGGCCAUGGAACUGGUGGGAUGAGCUGGGUGUCAGGACAGUGGGAUUCCAGUCUCAGCUCACUGAAGAGGGGGUGGGGGAGAGUUCACACCUUAUUCACCCCCUCCAUCCCCAAGAUCUCUGCUUAAUUGGAAGAGCCAGCAACCUCUAGAUAUGUCAGAAAUGGGGAGAGUGGAGGGUGGGGGAGUUAGUCAGAGCUUGAGGUGGAGGGAAAGACAGUGGGGGAGAGCUUAUCUGUCUUUCUUGCCCCCACCCAUCCCUGCUGACUGAGGUGCUGGAUUCACAGUGAAAGGAAGUGAUGGACCUGGCAGGAGACCUGGGAGCCUUCCCCACAACUGCUGUGGUCAGCAUUGCAGAAUUAAUUGCUCUUGGGGGAGUAGCUGGAAGGUGAUGAUGAGCAAUUAACUAACAGACCCUGAGACAGAAGGGGAGCCCAAGGCUGGGCUAUCAGGGGGCUGUGGGUCAGGACUGAGGGGCACUGGCAGAGCUGGGGUGGGAACCGAUAACUGCUCUGGCCCAUAUAGAGGUCCCUGGCUCAUAACUGGGCAUAGGUGCUGGAACUGGGGGUGCUGUUGCACCCCCCUGGCUUGAAGCGGUUUCCAUCAUAUCCAGCAUUUACGGAUGGGUUCAAUGGCUCUCAGCGCCUCCACUGUACACAUGGUUCCAGCGCCCCUGUAACUCAGGGCAUCUGCUGAGGAAAGUUUGUGGGGAUCCAAUACAUCUGCUUCCAUUUGCUUCCCUGAGCAAAGGGCCUGGUGUGCUGGGGGCUCACACUGACACCUGGUGGCAAGAGGCAGAAUGACAAUGUCAGCAGCAUUGAAGGCAGGAUGAGCCAGAGCUCCCUGUCUGGUCCCCUCCCCACCCUUGCAUCCCUGUGUUGCAGCAGGCCUGGGCUAUAGUGGAGGCGAGGGUUAAAGUGCUGGGCAAAGGGGCUCUGAUUGGCUGCUUGCCCCACCUCCUGCUACAGCGCUCUUCCCAAGGAGGUGUGGAGGAGGAGGAGGAGGUGGGGGUACAGUUAAUAGGGCCGGAGAGGAGGGGCAGGCAGCUGUGAAGGCACUUUAAUAGCUGUGGAAAAUUACAGAUCAUAGAAUAUCAGGGUUGGAAGGGACCUCAGGAGCUCAUCUAGUCCAACCCCCUGCUCAAAGCAGGACCAAUCCCCAACUAAAUCAUCCCAGCAAGGUCUUUGUCAAGCCUGACCUUAAAAACUUCCAAGGAAGAAGAUUCCACCACCUCCCUAGGUAACGCAUUCCAGUGUUUCACAAACCUCCUAGUGAAAAAGUUUUUCCUAAUAUCCAAUCUAAACCUCCCCCACUGCAACUUGAGACCAUUACUCCUCGUUCUGUCAUCUGCUACCACUGAGAACAGUCUAGAUCCAUCCUCUUUGGAAUCCCCUUUCAGGUAGUUUAAAGCAGCUAUCAAAUCCCCCCUCAUUCUUCUCUUCCGCAGACUAAACAACCCCAGUUCCCUCAGCAUCUCCUCAUAAGUCAUGUGUUCCAGUCCCCUAAUCAUUUUUGUUGCCCUCCACUGGACAGUUUCCAAUUUUUCCACAUCCUUCUUGUCGUGUGGGGCCCAAAACUGGACACAGUACUCCAGCUGAGGCCUCACCAAUGUCGAAUAGAGGGGAAUGAUCACGUCCCUCGAUCUGCUGGCAAUGCCCCUACUUAUACAUCCCAAAAUGCCAUUGGCCUUCUUGGCAACAAGGGCACACUGUUGACUCAUAUCCAGCUUCUCGUCCACUGUAACCCCUAGGUCCUUUUCUGCAGAACUGCUGCCUAGCCUUUCCAUGCCUAGUCUGUAACAGUGCAUGGGAUUAUCCCGUCCUAAGUGCAGGACUCUGCACUUGUCCUUGUCGAACCACAACAGAUUUCUUUUUGCCCCAUCCUCUAAUUUGUCUAGGUCCCUCUGUAUCCUAUCCCUACCCUCCAGCAUAUCUACCACUCCUCCCAGUUCAGUGUCAUCUGAAAACUUGCUGAGGGUGCAAUCCACACCAUCCUCCAGAUCGUUUAUGAAGAUAUUGAACAAAACCAGCCUGAGGACUGACCCUUGGGGCACUCCACUUGAUACCGGCUGCCAGCUAGAUAUGGAGCCAUUGAUCACUAUCUGUUGAGCCCAACAAUCUAGCCAGCUUUCUAUCCAUCUUACAGUCCAUUCAUCCAGCCCAUACUUCUUUAACUUGCUGGCAAGAAUACUGUGGGAGACCGUAUCAAAAGCUUUGCUAAAGUCAAGGAACAACCCGUCCACUGCUUUCCCCUCAUCCACAGAGCCAGUUAUCUCGUCAUAGAAGGCAAUUAGAUUAGUCAGGCAUGACUUGCCCUUGGUGAAUCCAUGCUGAUUGUUUCUGAUCACUUUCCUCUCCUCUAAGUGCUUCAGAAUUGAUUCCUUGAGGACCUACUCCACGAUUUUUCCAGGGACCGAGGUGAGGCUGACUGGCCUGUAGUUCCCAGGAUCCUCCUCCUUCCCUUUUUUAAAGAUGGGCACUACAUUAGCCUUUUUCCAGUCGUCCGGGACCUCCCCCGAUCGCCAUGAGUUUUCAAAGAUAAUGGCCUUGAAAUCCUUCCUCCCGCAACUCCUUUUUCAGACUACUUUAAGCACUGCAGGGAGCAGGGCCUGCACUUGUCCCCCACAUGGGUUCAAAGCCCCCUACAGCCAAACACUCAACCCUGAGCUGUAAAGAUACCAAAUCCUAAUGAACCUCCCACCUCUAUCACUCCAGGGCACAAUAAUGGAAUGACUGACACAACAGAACUCAAUUAAUAAAGAAGUGUGGUAUAAUUAAAGCCAAUCAACAUAGGCUUAUGGAAAAUAGAGCCUGUCAAACUAACUUGGUAUAUUUUUUUGAGAGUCAAAGAUGAGUGUUGAUGUCGAACACUUAUCCUGGGGUACCAUGGCAAAUGAUUUACAGAAGUCUAUCUUAAAAAACCAGAUCAAUACUAAAUCACUCCAGCACACAUUAACUGAAUUAAAAACUGGCUUACUGAUCUGUC
This is a messenger RNA of Dermochelys coriacea (leatherback sea turtle), 7551 nucleotides long. It is a transcript of the gene CNIH2, whose product is annotated as cornichon family AMPA receptor auxiliary protein 2. Gene Ontology annotation, biological process: vesicle-mediated transport; regulation of AMPA receptor activity. Gene Ontology annotation, cellular component: dendrite; synapse. The coding region runs from base 493 to 975 and encodes 160 amino acids. The transcript has 6 exons. The record is from RefSeq and is a predicted model, not a curated record. NCBI's taxonomy places the organism in Eukaryota, Metazoa, Chordata, Testudines, Dermochelyidae.